Molecule: messenger RNA, 2922 nt
Organism: Saccostrea echinata
Lineage: Eukaryota; Metazoa; Mollusca; Bivalvia; Ostreida; Ostreidae
Exons: 8
Coding region: 1-2502 (833 amino acids)
Molecular function (GO): protein binding; ADP binding
Source: RefSeq, a predicted model, not a curated record
AUGGAUCUGUUUAAGGGAAGACAGCGGCAGUUGGAGGACCUGAAGGAAAGGUUCCAAAAAAGCAUUGUAGUAGACGUACAUGGAAUAAGAGGAGUUGGAAAGACUGCCUUAGUGAGAGAGUUUUGUAAAAGAAUUACAUGGAAAGUGAUUUGGGUAGAUCUUCGAAAUAUCAAAAACACGGAUGAAAUGACACAAGCAAUAAUGCGACAAAUUUCUUCCGACAACAGUUUGGCAGAAGAAACAGAGGAGGAUAAACUUAUACAUCUACUAGAAAAUAUCGCCCUGGAAGACAAAGAAAACGAUUUAUUGGUAGUUUUUGAUGACGCUGACGAUGUUUUGAGUCAAAGUGCAAUUGCACUGGAUUUGUUGAUUUCACUGUCACAUUUACAGAACACAAAGAUUUUGCUGACAUCGUCAGUUAACAUGACGACACUUUUCCCAGAAGUUUUAUCAUUUGAUGAGUUGUUUGUAGGUCCUCUUAGUUUACUUGAGGGGAAGGAAUUACUGAGAAGCAUCUGCCCUUCCAUAAAAGACGAAGAAAGGAUUGAAAAAAUUGUUCAACUUUGCGGAGGAAUUCCGUUAGGAAUCUUAGUAGCCGGAGGAGAGUUAGCAGAUGAAAAGAAUGCUAUUGGAGUUGAUGAUAUCAUUUGUUUGCUCAGUGAUGCUAAACUGAGACUGAAAUUCUUAAGUUUAGAUAGUUAUACAGUAGAAGAGCAAAUUGGACCAGUACUAAAGAGGAGCCUUGAAAGUCUGUCUAAAGUAUCCAAAGAGCUAGAGGACAAUCUGGCUAUGAUUAAUUACAUUCCUGGAUCGUUUGACGAAAAUGAAGCUGUUGAAGUCGUUGGUGGUCCAGAAGAAGAAUCAAAGCGAGCACUAUCGAUUCUCUGUUAUCGCAAUUUGGUAUCACAGGAUCUACAUUUAAAGAGGUUCAACAUUCACGAUUUGUUGCGGGAAUGUAUCAAUGAGUACAUUAUGAUAAAGGACAUACCUGGUGUUCGUGCCCGAUUUUCGAAGACCUUUGCAAACAUUUUGAAGAAGAUACAAGAAAAAACAUACACAAAGGACUAUGCUGAUGCUCUAUGCAGACUGAAUUUGGAACAACAAAACUUUAACAAAUUGUUUACUGAAGUCAUUUACUGCACAGAGGAUACUUACUAUGUAUUUGUGGACUUAGCAGCAACUAGCAUUCCUAACGGAAACAUGAUGUUCACAACAAUGACGACAUACGAUAUUGGAAUAAAGUUUUAUGAGGAAUGCUUGAAGAAAACACAGGAGUUCAAAAAUGAUAUCGAUACUUCUAAAGUACUGACAGGAUACGGUAAAGUCCUGAACAACAUUAAGGGAGAUUAUCUACAUGCAGGUAAAAUAUUCCGUCGAGCUAUUGAAAUUCGAAGUCGUCAUCCCGAAAUUCGUGAUCAAUUUCUUGCCAUUCUAUGUCAAAGCUAUGGAUGGAAUCUUAUGUCAGAAGGGAAACAUAAAGAUGCUACAGGGCACCUUGAAAUGGCAUUUGAAAUAGAGCAAGAGUUGGGGCUUCGCUUUGAACCAUUGAUCCUUGAAACCAUGCAGUCAUUGGCAAUAUGCUAUAACCAAUCAGAAAAAGUUUGGAAAGGUGAACCGUUACAGUUAGAAGUCCUAAAGCGUAGACUUCAUAGUCUUGGUACAGAAAUGCAUCCUAUCAUUGGAUCUGUUAUGAACAAUAUGGGAAUUAUGUAUCAAAGAAAGGGAGAAAAUCAAAAGGCCCUGGAAUAUUACAGAAAAGGACUUCUUAUCAAAACGGAGACUAAGGCCUCUGUGAAAGCAAUCGUUAUUUCUGAAGUGAACGUUGCCCAAACAUUGCUAGAUUGUAAGCAACCCCGAGAAGCAUUGGAAAUGCUGGAUAAUAGCUUGAAGCGGUUCAAAAAUAUACCGUCUCUUUACAACGAUAAAAUGUCUCUGAUCUGGAGUGCAAAGGGCAAAGUAUACAUGAGAACACAAAAUCACAAAGAGGCAUAUCUUGCUUUCAAAAAAGCAAUACGUCUACGGAAAGAAAGUUCUGUGAAUGAUAUAUCUAUCCUAAAAACAAUUUGUUUUUACGCAGAAGUUGCCAUUGCCUUAAAUAAACUGCAGGAGGCUAUAAAAGAAAUAAACUGGGGACUUCAAUUAAAAGAGGAUUUGUUGAGAAACAAUCCCACAAUAGUUUGGAUCAUACGAGGCUACGAGUUGUUGAUGGAUGCGUAUUUUGAGUCAAGGAGUAAAGUGGAUGUUAUGAGAACAUUCGAAGCUGGCGUGAGAGAGUUGCAACGCUUGAUCAAUGUGUAUGAAGAUCUGAGAGACUUUCCUAGACGUGAAGAAAUGGAGCAACAUUUAAGGAAAUUUAGGGCCACAUACAAAAGCAUGAUGGCAAAAUUAAAAACGAAAAUAACCGAAGAAUUAUGUCUGAUUGACGAUGUAGUUCUUUAUUGUUUAUAUAUAGUAAAGUUACUAUGUGCUCUGAAUUUUAUAUAUUGCAUCAAGACAAAGUAAACACAAAUUUGUUUGAUAUAACAAAUUUAAAGCAGAUGAAAAUUCAGGGUGCUCAAAAGAAUUAAAUUAUUGGAUAAGGUAACUUGGCGUUAUGUCUUAAAUGCCUUAUGACACUAGACUUUUGCUAACGACUUUAGUCAAUUGCUUGUAUAUUGCACUUGGAUAAAAGUGUUCUUUUUUCAGAGCUAAGUAGCGUAUAAAUACUCCCACAGGCAUAUUUUCACUGUAUUCUGUACAAAUGGAUCAUUGAUUAUUUUUGUUAUCCAAAUCUAGUAUUUCUGUGUGACAUGACUUUAUUAAUCAAGUUUGAGACAGUAUGCGUUAAAAAAGAAAUCAUAUGAUAAACACAUCAUAUGAUAAAUAAUAAUAAUGAAUGAUAAAAAAUAAUAAAAAUAUGCAAUUUUUUUCAUUAUUUCAUAA